Dichomitus squalens LYAD-421 SS1 is the source of this 1725-nucleotide messenger RNA. Its product is annotated as ERG4/ERG24 ergosterol biosynthesis protein. The coding region runs from base 25 to 1482 and encodes 485 amino acids. Gene Ontology annotation, molecular function: Delta24(24-1) sterol reductase activity. The record is from RefSeq and is a predicted model, not a curated record. Gene Ontology annotation, biological process: ergosterol biosynthetic process. The transcript is spliced from 6 exons. Gene Ontology annotation, cellular component: endoplasmic reticulum membrane. Lineage: Eukaryota; Fungi; Basidiomycota; Agaricomycetes; Polyporales; Polyporaceae.
CGCCGACCUCCCAUCUCGAGCACCAUGGCAGGCGCGGAAAAUGGUCAAAACGGUCUCCGGCAACGCAACGUCAGCGGUAACGGCAACGGCAAGCCUGACCUCACCGUUGCGCGGGUCUACGUCCCCACCGCGGAGGGCAGGAAGCGCGAUGAGGAACUCGACAAGCACACCGAGUAUGAAUUCGGUGGCCCUUGGGGUGUCCUCUCCAUCAUGACCGGCUUCCCGAUUCUGAUGUACUACCUUUGGAUCUGCCUCGUCUUCUACGACGGCUCCCUCGUGCACCCGACCUCCGUCGACGACAUCAAGCCAUUUCUCUGGCGCAUGUGGGAGCACAUUCGUGUCGAUGCCAGUCCGAACGCGUAUGCGUGGAAGGUCUACGGCGGUCUCAUCGUCUACCAGCUCUUCCUCGCAUGGGUCGUCCCCGGCUACAUGCAAGAAGGCCUCCCCGUCCCCUCUUUGGGCUACAAGACUCUCAUAUACAAGUGUAACGCCAUCGGCUGCAUUUACAUUACCAUGAUCACCGCUGCCCUCUUGCACUACUACAACAUCUUCCGCAUGACGGAGAUUAUCGACAACUUCGGCCACCUCAUGACCGUCGCCAUGAUUGUCGGCUUUGGAGUAUCCUUCUUCAUGUACUUCAUCACCGUCGCCACCGGGAACGCGAUCCGCAUGUCCGGCAGCUUCAUCUACGACGUCUUCAUGGGCGCGUGCUUGAACCCUCGCAUUGGCCCGGUCGACCUCAAGAUGUGGCUUGAGGUCCGCAUCCCGUGGGUCAUCGUGUUCUUCAUGUCCGUCUCGGGUGCAUGCAAGCAGUACGAGCAGUUCGGCUAUGUUACUCCGAAUAUGGCGUUCAUGGUCUUGGCGACUUGGCUCUACCUCAACGCGUGCGGCAAGGGUGAAGAAUGUAUCCCCCAAACCUGGGAUAUGUUCCACGAGAAAUGGGGUUUCCUCGUCAUCUUCUGGAAUUUCGCCGGUGUCCCCUUCUCGUACAUCUACUCCGUCGUCUAUAUGGCUUCGCACGACCCUUCGAACUAUCGCUUCUCGACGCCGACUUACAUCGCGCUCUACACGACGCUUCUCACCGCAUACUACAUUUUCGACACAUCCAUGUCGCAGAAGAGCCGGUUCAAGAUGCAGACGCAGGGCAUCACCACCUACCGCAAGACGUUCCCCCAGCUCCCCUGGGGCACGCUCGAGAACCCGAGCUACAUCCAGACUGCGCACGGUAACCGCCUCCUUACCGACGGCUGGUGGCGCUACUCCCGCAAGCCCAACUACGUCGCGGACUGGGUCAUGAGCCUCACGUGGGGUCUCUCCCAGGGCACGUGCUCCGCGAUCCCGUACUUCUACUCGGUCUUCUUCAUCGUCGUCCUCAUCCAUCGCUGCGGGCGCGACUUCGAGCGGUGCGCAAUCAAGUAUGGCAAGGAUUGGGAAAAAUACUGCUCCAUCGUCAAGUGGAAGUUCAUUCCUGGCGUCUACUGAUUUGCUUGCGCGAUGCGCGAUGCUGAUCUUUCUUCCGCUGGGCUUCAUGGGUCUACGGAUGGGCUCAUGACUUGGAACGAUUGAGUCAUGGCGAUGCAUGACGCACGACUUUUUAUGGUAUAUACCUCCCCUCGCAUUUUUGAAAGCUCUUGUAUACCUAGUCGCCCUCAUGGCGGACGAAAAAAGUGCCUUUGCGGGGGGCAAUAAUAUAUGGCGGGAGCUACGUGCUCUCCUUGAUUACUG